AUGUUUGAUGUCACCAAGUCCAGAAGAAAUUUUCGCGAAGUUGAAUGGAAGAAAAUUUUCUCGAAGUUGGACCUACCUGAAGCAUAUUUGUGGGUAAAAGUCGAUGAAGAAUGUUCAAAAUUAUUGACAAUAAAUACCCAUAAAAGGCUGUAUAAAUCUAAUCGACUCCCCUUUGGUAUAAAGUUAGCACCUGGCAUUUUCCAACAAGUUAUGGACAUUAUGCUCACAGGUUCAGAUUUCGCUGUAGCUUACCUUGACGACAUACUCAUAAAAAGUGAAUCUCAUGGUCAGCAUGCUGAGCAUGUUAAAAAUGUCUUUGAAAGAAUAAAAGAUUAUGGGUUUAAGCUCAGCAAGGAAAAGUGUGAAUUUUUUAUGCCAAGAAUAAAAUAUCUAGGGCAGAUUAUUGAUGAAAAUGGAUACAGACCAGACCCAUCUAGGGCGAGUGCAAUACAAAAUAUGCCUCCCCUGAAAAACAUUACAACAUUAGAAGCAUUUUGGGGGCUCACAAAUUAA
Messenger RNA from Octopus bimaculoides (California two-spot octopus), 513 nucleotides. RefSeq lists its product as uncharacterized. The record is from RefSeq and is a predicted model, not a curated record. Lineage: Eukaryota; Metazoa; Mollusca; Cephalopoda; Octopoda; Octopodidae.